GAAUAAACCUAACAAAAGCUCCAAGAGAUGCUUAAAGUAAUAAGAUCGUCUGGGAGAAGCCACAUAGGGAUGGCCAUAGCUGUCAGGCCGUAUAGUGCUAGCACUGGCACUAGCAGCGAGUCAGGUGCCGAAACAACCGAGCUCUCGCAAAGACAGUUGAGAGAAAGAGCUUUGGCAGAAGCUUUGGCCAGAGACGAAGAAGCCCAGGCAAAGGCCAAGUUACUUGUGGACAUGAAGUACCAGUCCAAGGACUUGAUCGCCAGACUCAACAAAACCCCUGCCCACUUGAUCAAAGACCGGGUAUCCAAACUCCAGUCUGAUUUGACCUCUAUCGACGCAGAAAAGGUCGAGAUGUUGGAUAAACAGUUGGAAGAGUUCAUGCUCGAGAACUUGAAGUUACCAGCCGAGGAAAUCACCAACAGACCGUGGGCAGACUUGUCAACCGACAGAAAGUUCAUUGAUCCUAGUAAUAACAAGUCUGAUUCUGGUACCAACACUUUCAAAUCCACUGCGUCCAACUCGAUUUUAAACCAAUACCCAUAUUUGAAACCCACCCCUGACCAUCACGAGUAUUCAACCCAGGAGUUAUACUUGCGCUACUUGAAUCAUUCCCGGCAUUCUGGGAACUUGGGAUCCAAAUUGACCGAUGUCUACCAGCCGAAAAAUGAGGUGAACAGACCUAAAUCCAUAAGUGACAUGACCAUUUCCACUUUGAUGGCUGCUGGCUGCCACUUGGGUCACUCCAAGGCCAUGUGGAGGCCAUCCACGCAGCCUUUCAUCUACGGAGAGUACGAUGGAAUACAUUUAAUUGACUUGAAUCACACGUUGGUGGCAUUGAAGAGAGCAGUCAAGGUGGUAAAAGGUGUUGCAAACAAGGGAGGUAUGAUUCUUUAUGUUGGCACCACAAAGAACUGGGAACAGCAAAGAGCCUUGGAAGCGGCUGCCACCAGAAGCAACGGUUACUACAUCUCGAGAAAGUGGAUUCCGGGAACCAUCACCAACUUUACCCAGGUCACUAAACACCAGGGUGAAAGCAGACUUGUAAUUGACAUGAUGGACCAGCCUUCCACCGGCAGUUUGGACGGCAGCUCGCCCGAUGACUUGAUCAAGCCUGAUUUGAUUGUCAUCAUGAAUCCGGUGGAAAACAGAAACUGUAUAAAUGAGUGCAUUAAGCUGAGAAUCCCAACCAUUGGGUUGUGUGACACCAACAUGGAGCCUUCUUUGUUGACGUACCCGAUUCCAUCCAACGAUGACUCCAUGAGAGUGUCGUCGAUGAUGUUGGGAGUCUUGUCUAGAGCUGCGCAAGAAGGCAUUCAAGAGAGAAGAGAAUCCGUGCACCAAUACCGGAGCCAAAAAAACUCCGCUCAAAGUACAUAGUUCAUAAACUUGUAUAUAGGAUAUGCUUAUUGGCUAUCGAGAAUGGACAUACGAACGUUAUUAUUUAUGGCUCUAUUCAAUAGGUUUGACUUUCAAUCCCCUCUGGUGCACUUCUAGAAGAAACCUUUGUUUAUGGAUAGACUGUUGACGUAGAUACUCUUUAACUUGGGGGUUGUGUUCGUCGUACUCCCAGGAGUCAAAGGUCUCUGCAUCCACCUCCAACUCGCCCAAAUGGAUGUGGUGUGGGUCUGAUUCAAUCAACCUUUGCCCCAUCUCCUGUUCAUGUUGGAGAAUAAACUGCCGGAUAUAUUGGGAAUCAUAUCCACCAUCGUACAGCUCCCGGUGAUACUUCAACAACUCUACAGAUGUGAUGUGAACGUACAUCGACCUUUGGAUACAAUCGGGUAUACAGAUGAAAUGUUAACAAUUAGUAAUUAAGU
Messenger RNA from Yamadazyma tenuis ATCC 10573, 1817 nucleotides. The record is from RefSeq and is a predicted model, not a curated record. NCBI's taxonomy places the organism in Eukaryota, Fungi, Ascomycota, Pichiomycetes, Serinales, Debaryomycetaceae.